Messenger RNA from Punctularia strigosozonata HHB-11173 SS5, 1704 nucleotides. Its product is annotated as DNase I-like protein. The record is from RefSeq and is a predicted model, not a curated record. Gene Ontology annotation, biological process: base-excision repair. The coding region runs from base 1 to 1704 and encodes 567 amino acids. Gene Ontology annotation, molecular function: zinc ion binding; phosphoric diester hydrolase activity; DNA-(apurinic or apyrimidinic site) endonuclease activity. Gene Ontology annotation, cellular component: nucleus. NCBI's taxonomy places the organism in Eukaryota, Fungi, Basidiomycota, Agaricomycetes, Corticiales, Punctulariaceae. The transcript is spliced from 6 exons.
AUGAAGUGUAUCAGAUGGAACACAUAUAAAGACUUCGAAGGCAUUCUCAUGGCACUAGAUGCGGACGUCAUCUGCUUUCAAGAACUGAAGUCAUGUCGCGCGAACACGGAACGCAAUGUUGCCGUGCCAGGCUUGUAUGACGCGUUUUUGUCCUACCCCGUCAGCAAAGGCGGGUACAGCGGCGUAGGCGUAUUCACCAAUUCCGAAAACGCCAUGCCACUGAAAGCGGAGGAAGGUCUUUCUGGGACUCUGCCAGGGAACACUCAGCUUGCUCCGGAAGAUCGCAUCUCUGCCUCCAAGCCAUCCGCGGACGAUAUGACGCUCUACCCGGAUGAAGAAGGAAACACUCCUUCUGACCUUAUCGGGCUUGACUCCGAGGGACGCGCCUUGAUGGUUGAUUUCGGCCUUUUCGUGUUGAUCAACGUGUAUUGCCCCAACGAGACUUCCGAUGCACGACUCCCCUUCAAAAUGAAUUACCACCUCAUGCUGGAGGAACGCGUGCGCGAGCUUGUCGGAGAAGGACGGGAAGUCAUGGUGGUGGGCGACAUGAACAUUUGCGCGACACCGCUCGACCACUGCGACGGACACCUUCCUAGCAACGCCGCCACGUUCUGGGACCAUCCUGCUCGGGCAUGGUUCCAUAACUGGCUUGAUCCCAACGGACUCAUGAUCGACGUCUUGAGGCGCUUCUGGCCGGAGCGCAAAGGGAUGUAUACGGUCUGGAAUCAGAAGAUUGGCGGGCGAGAGACCAACUACGGGACACGGGUUGAUUAUAUCCUCGUGACACCAGGUCUUCUCCCCUGGGUGAAAGCGGCAGAUAUAGAGGCGUCCGUCAAGGGCUCGGAUCAUUGUCCAAUAUGGGUGGAUCUCCAUGACAUCUUGCCCGGCCAGGACAUCAAGUUGCGCGAUAGUCUGAAGAUGAAUCAAUUCAGGGUCACACCCCGCCUCGCAGCCAAAUACUGGCCAGAGUUUUCAGGCAAGCAAACGUUGUUGUCGUCUUUCUUUGGCAAAGGCGGAAAAGCCCUCCCUCCUUCAACAAGUGUAACAUUAUCUUCCGUGUCUCCUAACUCUCAGCCAGCCCCACCGCCGCUUCCACCUGCAACCGCAACGCCUGUUCCCACACCGGUUAGCACGCCGGUGGAACCUCCAGCGGCUCCUGUCCCGAAGGAGAUCAUCGCAGCACCAACUCUCUCUACACCGCCAACAAGCUACCCGGUUGCGUCUUUGCCUCCUACAUCCACACCCCCGAGCCCGUCCCAACACGUAGCUAAAUCGAACCCACCUUCGUCUACAAAGAGAAAAUCGAUUGAGAGCGUGUCUGCUACCACCAAGAAGGCGAAGAAACAACAGAAAGCUGGGCAAAGCAAGCUAUCGACUUUCUUCACGAAACCUCCGACUUCCUCUCCGCCGGCGAGUUCUCCUAGGUCCGCUGCGGAGAGUAAGGCUGCUUGGUCUCAGAUGUUUGCUCCAAUUCCUGUGCCCAGAUGCACUGUCCACAACGAGUUGGCGAAGGAGUGGACCGUGAACAAACCUGGGCCGAACAAGGGUAAAACGUUCUACCUGUGUUCAAGACCUGUCGGACCUGGCUACGAUAAGGGAAGAGGGGAGCGCCUACGUGAAGAGGUGAAUCCCGAGUACAGAUGCAAUUUUUUCAAAUGGGCGAGCGAGGUAAAAAGGGAAGCGUCGCGUCAAGCAGCGCAAUAA